This is a messenger RNA of Paramecium primaurelia, 465 nucleotides long. NCBI's taxonomy places the organism in Eukaryota, Ciliophora, Oligohymenophorea, Peniculida, Parameciidae. The record is from the annotation of a GenBank genome assembly.
AUGAGAUAUCAUAAUUCAACUACUAAACCAAGUUGCUUCAUAAGCCAAGAACUUCAUAAAACUCUGCUAAUCUUAAUUUUAUAAUGGAGUUCUAUUUUUACUAUUUUUUAAAAAGAUUACUUAGGUUUUAAAAAACUAUAAAACCACUAACAAAAAUAUAUAAUUAACCAACAUCUCUAGAAUUAGAUCAAUCGAUUAUUAAGAAUAUCUAAAAAUAAGUAUUUUAUAGCAAAAUUAAUAUGGAGUUGUAUCCCUAUCAAACUCCAUACUACCUAAAAAUAAUUCAGAUUUUAAUAUUAUAGAUAUGGAAUGCUACCUAAAGAGAUGGUAAACAUAGGUUAUUUGGAUAAGUUUAAGAGGGUUUUGAAAUUCUAUAAUAAAUAAAUAGAAUUCAUAUAGAUGAUGUAGGCAAACAAUUUUUAAUAUUAGAAUAAAAGAUACUUAUAGUAUCGAUUAAGCUUUUGA